AUGUACUACUCCAGCCAAUGCCAAUACCAGACAAUGGCGUCUACUUUAAAGAAACUGCCCCCCUCACACCUGCAACUGAGCCCUAGUACAAGCACCGGUGCUGCCGCAAUUGAGGAAGAAAAUAGGCAGGGCGUUAUGGACAAAGAGCAACAGACAUUCACUCGAGGCAAGCUUCUCUCAACCGGCUUCUCAAUUCUGCGCUAUUAG
Messenger RNA from Protopolystoma xenopodis, 207 nucleotides. Lineage: Eukaryota; Metazoa; Platyhelminthes; Monogenea; Polystomatidea; Polystomatidae. The record is from the annotation of a GenBank genome assembly.